AUGGAGAGCUCAAAUACUACUAGAAAUUUCACACCCAUUGAUGCCUGCUUAUGGGAGGCGGCAGCAAAAGGCAACCUUGAUCCCUUCAAGGAGUCUGAUGUCCCUCUUGAUUGCUUACUGACCCCAAAUAAAAACACAAUAUUACAUAUCCACCUUACCUCCCGAAGUGAAAGAAAAAUUGAGUUUAUAAAAGGGGUACUCGACAUUCGUUUGUCACUGUUAUGGAAGGUCAAUGACCAUGGUGACACUCCGUUGCACAUUGCAGCAAGAUACGGGCAUGUUGAUGCAGCAAGAGAGUUAAUUGCAAAGGCUUCAGCAGAUGGUGACAAAGAUAUAGAGAGCGGAAAACAGCCAAGAGUUAAGGUAUUGGAGAUGUUAAGGAUGAAAAAUAAAAAUAAUGAUACGGCCUUGCAUGAGGCAACACGAAAUAGAAGUCUGCAUGAGGCGAGACAAAAAAGACGUCUGGGUGUUGUGAAAGAAAUAUUGAGAAAUGAAGAGCCUGAUGAUGAGUAUAAAUAUUCGGCCAAUGAUUGUGGGGAGACUCCGCUUUACCUAGCUGCUGAUAAUGGAUGUGGAGAAAUAGUCCUUGAACUAUUAGGAAGUCCCAAAUUAAAAUCGCUGGCUUAUGACGGCCCCAAUGGUAAAACGGCAUUACAUGCGGCAGCAAUGAACUGGAACAUACGUAGAGUGACUAUUAUAGAGAAGUUAUUGGCGAAAUGGAGUAGCUUGGCUAAAAAUAUAGAUGAAGAAGGAUGGACUCCACUCCACUAUGCUGCGUAUAAACAUCGUACUUCAGUGGUCAAAAGGCUAUUAGUUGAGGAUGAAUCUUGUGCUUAUGUUGCAGAUAAAAAAUGGAAGAGGACAGCUCUUCACAUUGCAGCCUGUAGAGGCUUCGAAGAUACAGUGGAAACAAUCAUUUCUAAAUGCCCAAGUUGCUGCGAACUUACUGACAUUAGAGGCUGGAAUGUUCUUCACUAUGCAGUGAUCAGCAAAAAUGAUGAAGUAAUAAAAGCAGUGCUCCGUCAAGGUUCAUCAUUUAUUUACCUUUUAGAUGGGAAAGAUGUUAAAGGGAAUACGCCUAUCCAUCUAUAUAGGGCUUAUCAUCCUGAAUUCUGUGUUCCUUCUUUCAUAAAAGAAGGAGAGACUGAAGAAAAUCAAAAAGGAGAAGGAGAUGCUGAAAUGUUCAAGUUUUGGAGAAAACUGGACCAUAAAAUUCAAUUCUCAGGAAGCUUAUCCUCAAAGAAGAAAGAAAAUUUAAAAUUGAUGAAAGACCUUGGCACUGGACCACUGGGGAAAAUUGAUCCACAGAAGGAAUUUCUGAAGGAAAAAGAAGAAAAGAGGAAAAAAUAUAUGGCAAAAAAAUUUGAACAAGUCAAAGAGUCUCAUUUGGUGGCUGCGAUACUUGUCGCAACAGUAGCCUUUGCUGCAGCGUUCACUUCACCUGGCGGUUAUAUAAGUGAUGAAAAUAAUUUGAAAAAGGGGACUGCAAUCCUAAGCAGAAAUCCAGCUUUUAAAUUAUUUUUCAUAUCAGAUACUAUAGCUAUGGUCUUUUCUGCUUGUUCUGUCUUUGCUCACAUUAUGCUGGGGAUAUUAGGAUAUCAGGAAAGAUAUUACUGGUUGAUAAGAUAUGCAUUCAAUUUCCUCUUCUAUGCUAUGGUAGCAAUGAUGAUUACAUUUGUGGCAGGCACCUAUGCAUUUUUAUCCCAUUCCUUUGGGAUUGUUAUUUGCGUCAUCGGAUUGUUCUUCUUCCUCUUCUUAUUUUAUUCGAUCACAAGGGUAACAUGGAAUUUAUUUUCUCCAAAUAAUGAUGGUGAUGUCCUUUCAAAUGACUUUUGGAAAGAUAAGGAUGACUACGGCAACAACAAUCGUGUCAAAUUUAAAGAUGAAAUAAAAAUUUUGUCGUGGACGACUGGCGUAGUUUUUUGGUUGGGUAUCUUCUUCAUUGUCUUUGAUUUUGGGGCUCAACAAUUGAUUAAAAAGCUUAGGGAGUCGCUGAAGAAGUAA
Messenger RNA from Hevea brasiliensis (rubber tree), 2004 nucleotides. Its product is annotated as ankyrin repeat-containing protein NPR4-like. The transcript is spliced from 4 exons. The coding region runs from base 1 to 2004 and encodes 667 amino acids. Gene Ontology annotation, molecular function: protein phosphatase 1 binding; protein phosphatase regulator activity. Gene Ontology annotation, cellular component: plasma membrane. Lineage: Eukaryota; Viridiplantae; Streptophyta; Magnoliopsida; Malpighiales; Euphorbiaceae. The record is from RefSeq and is a predicted model, not a curated record.